Nasonia vitripennis (jewel wasp) is the source of this 2600-nucleotide messenger RNA. Its product is annotated as clavesin-2. Gene Ontology annotation, molecular function: phosphatidylinositol bisphosphate binding. The transcript is spliced from 6 exons. Gene Ontology annotation, cellular component: membrane. NCBI's taxonomy places the organism in Eukaryota, Metazoa, Arthropoda, Insecta, Hymenoptera, Pteromalidae. The record is from RefSeq and is a predicted model, not a curated record. The coding region runs from base 885 to 2099 and encodes 404 amino acids.
AACGUAUUUCUCAGUCCAUACAACGCAGAUGACAAUUGUUUGAGAACAGAAUUUUAUACUCGUUAUUCUUUUUAUCUACAAAGUUGCUCCCGGCUGCACAAUAUUCGUUUCGAAUUUCGAGUAACAAAAAUUUUUUUCAAUAUAUACGAUUGAUAUUAAAAAAACCGAGAAAACAUACCGAUUUUAUUAAAACAAUUCGUUAUCAUAUUAUCAUCCACACAAUAUCAAAGCUCUGUAAAACAAUAUUUAUUUAUUCUCUACAUCGCAUAUAAAUUACAAACUACGUUCAACGAUAUAACAUCGACAGAAGGCCUGCGGUAAAUCGCAUAUCCUCUAUAUACCGUUCGUACCACUCGCUAAUGGUUCUGCGUGAAAUGAAAAAACACAAUAAGAUUCUAUCGGGUGCAUCGAAUGCACAAUGCGACUUCCGUCAGCGCGAAGAAGAGCGUCAACGGACAACGGUAAUGCCGCUGCUGCACCACGAAAACUUUGUCAACGCGCGGAGUUGUUAACCAUGGCAACGUUAUGUCAUUGUAUUCACAGUACAAACGACUCUGCAGCGGAGGUGUAUACGGUGUCUACGGUUUUUUCCGCACGCUUCGAAUGUGUGGGGAGUCAGUCUCGCCGCGGACGAGAGAAGCACAACGACCUGCCGGCAGCUCACCGUUCCGUUUCCUUCUCGCGGUUAUAAUCGAGCAGUGAGUCACUCGCCAGACUCACCACCAGCUCACACCAGCUGCGUCGUCGCCGAGGACUACUGAGAUGCGCGCUGACGGAUAAGCCAAUAUCGCUGCCUGCAUCAGUGUUCAAUACUUCAAUCGGUUUGCGGCGAGAAGAAAGUGUUGGAUUAUCAUUGACUCAGAGGCUGCAAUAGAUAGUUGAAGAUGGCCGAGUACUGCGAGUACAUGUGGGACCCGACCCGGGGACACCCGAAUCACGCGCUCGCCAGGAGCAUCUACCAGGACCAGUCGAGGUUCAACAUACGAGACAAGAAGCUCGCCAUCAAGACUGUCAGGGCUAUUCUACGGGACAUGCCUGGUGUCGAAUUGAAAGACUGCACGGACGAAUACAUCACGCGCUUCCUGUUGGCUCGGAAGUACAGGACGGAACAGGCGGCAGCGCUGAUAGCUGCUUACCAAGCGCAAAUCGCGCACCGCCAAGACAUAUUUGGAAAUCUGACGGCCCGCGAUCCGGCGCUACAAAGAGCACUCAGAGCUGGUAUACCAGGUGUUCUGCCCGCACGUGAUAGGAAGGGCCGAUGCGUUUUGAUCAUCUUAGCUUCGCAAUGGGAUCCGAUCGCAAUUCCAGCUCUCGUGGUCCAAAGAGCUAUCUUUUUAGUUUUAGAGACCCUCAUUCAAGAUCCUAGAAAUCAGCAAUCGGGCUUCGUGGCUGUGGUGGACUGGAGCGGGUUUUCGCUGCGACAAGGAGGAGCCUUAGGGGCGGGAGCACUUCGGAAUUUGAUAUCCGCUCUUCGCGGUCGAUUUCCAGCCAGAUUCAAGGCGAUACACUUCCUCUCCGCGCCGCUCUACGUCCAGGCGACUUUGGCCCUGGUCAAGCCUUUCCUCGAUGAGAAGACGAGAAACAAGAUCUAUCUGCACGGCAACAAUCUGAGCACGCUGCACCAACACUUACCCCUCGACAUUCUACCAGCCGAGUUGGGUGGCACAGGUCCAGGCUUCAAUCCAGGUCUCUGGGCAGAGCCGGUCAUUCAUUCGGCGAUAAAAGAGGCGGAAGUGGCAAUGCAAAAUGGCCAGCAGAACGAGCAACACAUAGAAAACUCAUCGGAACAGCCUCGCAAGGGCAGCGUCGUCACAGUCGUCGAGAUGCACACGAACGGCGACGACGCGACGAGCAAACGGGAAGCCGGCGAUGGAAGCGAAAGCAGAAUUACGACGAAUGUUUCCGAUUGUAAUUCGAUAGAGAUGAAGAACAUGGCGUCACCGGACGACAUAAAUCUCGGCCAUCUGGAUGACAUGGAUUCGCCCGCAGAGAAGCUUAGCAAUUCCAGUGACUUCAAAAUCGUGCAGAGAGAAGCCGACGAGUCUAUGCACGAGUCUCACAAUACACAAAUCGAGGAAAAACGUAAUCUCAUAUCCUAAGGCAUUGGCGCAGUGCGCGCGGUCGUGUGCUAUUUGAAGAUGAAAUCGUCGAAAAGUUGCUUGUAAUUCUACCUCAGUUUUGAGUCGAUAGGUGCUCGAUCGAUCGGUUUUUUUACGCAUUGAGCAGUACACGAAUGUACCAUGACAGAGUCUACUUUCAGGUGAACUUAAAAUUCUAAUAGGAGCGCCGUGCUAUUGGUAAAAUAUACGUAAAGGAUCUUAGUAUAAAUGGAGCUGUGACGCGCGACUAUAUCGCUAUAUUAUACUACUUGUCAAUUAACGAUUUAUAAGUAUUAUCGAUUCAUCUCAAAUUUUAGAAUUUACAAAAAUCUCAUUGCAUUGCAACCAUUGUCGUAAUUUUAAGUUAGUUGAAUUUGAUUGUUUGAGUACGUCAUCAAGAUAAGUUCAGCGGAAUUACGUCUUCCGUUUGUAAGACCCAGUUUUGUGAUUGUCUCACAGGAAUGAUUUAUAUUUAUAAAAUAAAUUACUUUGCACAACAGA